This is a messenger RNA of Pundamilia nyererei, 2674 nucleotides long. RefSeq names its product docking protein 2 (gene dok2). The record is from RefSeq and is a predicted model, not a curated record. Gene Ontology annotation, biological process: Ras protein signal transduction; positive regulation of MAPK cascade; cell surface receptor protein tyrosine kinase signaling pathway. Bases 506 to 2374 code for a protein of 622 amino acids. The transcript is spliced from 10 exons. NCBI's taxonomy places the organism in Eukaryota, Metazoa, Chordata, Actinopteri, Cichliformes, Cichlidae. Gene Ontology annotation, cellular component: cytoplasm.
GCAAAGUUCACACGGCCCGUUAGUUCUGCAUUACUCAUUGCAACAGGCAGGAAACACACAUGACACAUUCAACGUCUCUCUGCAUCACACUCACACCACAGACUCACAGAGGGAGGGAGCAGAGGAGAGGAGGUGAACCACAGAAGGAGCAGAGGAGACGCUGAGAGCCUGCACACUGGACCGAUCGAGCGCCUUCAAAGGGAACAGACGAAGAGCGAGACCAGAGAGGAGCAGGAAGACGUAAAGGAGAAGUUCAAACCUGAACUACAAAAGUCCGGCGUAAACGCUACGCAGAAGAGAAAGAGCUGCGAAAGGCAAACAGACGAAGAGGAGCAGGAGGAGAACGUGCACAACCAGAGGGGGAGACCCUCACCCUUUAAGGAGCAGGGAGGAGGAUUAGACAUAUAAGGAGACGAGACAGCAGGGACGCCAACAUCGACAAAGGUGGAGCAAAAAGAGGAGCGGAGAAAGACGAGGUGAGGAGAGGUGAAGCAGCGGUGUCGUCAUGGAGGAGGACAUCAGGAAGCAGGGGGUGCUGUACCUCCAGCAGCAGAGGUUUGGAAAGAAGUGGAAGCGGGUGUGGUGCGUGCUGUACAGAGAAAGCUCCUGCUCCAUCUCCAGGCUGGAGUUCUACGAGUGCAAAGACGGAGGCAACGCCGAGAAGAAUGACAAAACCCUGCGCAAGCAGCAGGAGCACAAGAAGGUGAUCCGUCUGGCGGACUGUAUCCGGGUGACGGAGGUGGAGAUGGAGGGAUGUCCCAAAGACACCGGGUCCUUCCUGGUGGAGACCACGGAGAAGAUCUACGUGUUCGCCGCCGACAGGAACCAUCUGGAUGACUGGACACACAAGCUGUGUGAAAUCGCCUUCCCUCUUAAUCAGGGUGGUGGCUCUAGACAACAGACAGGUCAGAGGUCAACCUCAGACUGUGCAGAGUUGGGCCUCAGUGAUAACAACAUCCUCUCUGAUCAGAGCCUGCGUGACUUCAGGGUGUCCAUUCGGAGGACGGAGGCGUCUGAUCGCUGCAGGCUGAAGGGGGACGGCGUCCUGCGAGCUGGCAUGGACGCUCUGCACCUGCUGGACAAGGGAGGGGACAUCGUGUACACCUGGCCGUACAGAUACCUGCGGCGCUUUGGGCGCGACAAGGCCACUUUCUCCUUCGAGGCGGGUCGGCGCUGCGACUCCGGCGAAGGGAACUUUGAGUUCGACACCAAACAGGGGAACGUCCUUUUCCAGGCCGUGGAAGCUGCCAUCAACCUGCAGAAGGUCGCCCCUCCCCACAGACAGACCUCCGGGGGGGGCCAGGCGAGUCCAGACACCACCCAGAGCUUCAGCUUGCCCCCCCCACCGCACAGCCUGCCGCUGGCCCAGAGCAGGACGCUGCCUCAGUCCCGCAGCCAGAUGCCCCCGGCCGCUCAGGCAGCGGACGACGUGUACAGCAUGGUGAGCGAGCCGCCGAACCUCCAGAUGAUUCAUCACAUCGACAAAGAGAGCUGCAACGCCUCACAGCAACAGCAGCAGCGCCCCCAGAUGUGUCGUCUCGAGCCUCCGGUGGAUAAAACUCUGACCGGAGUGAAGAGUUUGAACCUGGACUCUCGCCUCCCCGCCCCUCGAAAGAAUCAGGUCAAGAUGAUCUCCAGCUGCCCCCUGCCCAACGCCAGCCCCGACUCCAGCCCUAAUCUGAACACCGGCCCCACCCCCGGCUCGGUCCCCAACCCCCGCCUCAGCCCCAAGCCGAGCGCCAAGCCGGAGCAGACGUACUCGCAGAUCACCAUGUCAACCGAGAGAGGCACCAAGAGGGAGAAGAGGAGCGCCAACGUGGCGGCGCCCUGCACCGGCAGCGAAGCAGACUACUCGCUGCCCUUCGACACCAUCGCCAAGAACGUCCUGACCGACAUCCUGAACUCUCACCGUACAGACAGCGGCCAUGCGGGCGCCGACCCGCUGUACGACAGCAUUGACGAGAUGAAGAUCAGGAACGUCUUCACGAGCGACGGUGACACCGUCAAGACGUUGGACCACAUCUAUGACGAGCCCGAAGGCUGCGCUGCCGCCGCCGCCAAAGGACAGAAAUCCACCCUCUCCACCUCGGUGUACGACGACCCCGAGGAGAUGAGAGGAGAUGCCUGGAGGAUUAUGGGUACAGCUGCUGACCCCAAAGGUCACGAGUACCCGUAUAACCCCCGAGUCGAUGACUACGCCGUGCCCAAACAAGCCCAGAGGGCGUUUCCCAAAUCACAAAGCAGCAACGAAGAAGCAGAAGAAGAAGCAGAAGAAGAAGCGGACGAGGAGAGUGAGGAGCCUGGAUUAAGGGAGGAGCUUAGAGAGCAGCGCCAGGAUUCGCCGUACAACAACGUGAUGGUGAAAAUGGCGUAGAAGAGAACCGAGCACCGAAGUUAGUUUUAAAGAAUUAUUUAUAAGUUGUAACUUUGAGUUUGGUUGAUCGAUGUCUCCUUAAGGCACUUUGUAAAGUUUAACUGAGCUCAGUGGCAGCGAGAGCUAACGGGCGCUGUCGGCGCCACCUGCUGGUUCUUACUCGCUUUCUUCAGUUUUAUUGCUUUUACCUUGAAUGUGGGCGCAGCUGUGAUGAUGUUACUGGAAACGUGUCGCAUGUUCAUGUGUUGCAACACGUGCAGCUGUGUUACUGUGAGGACAAUAAAGUCAAACUGUAGCGUC